AUGGACCUUGUGAAGAAGUGUAAGAGGGUAUUGGGAAGAAGCAAGAGAUUGCACCCUGAAAACAAUGGUAGUGGAAGCUAUGGAAAAUUGACCAACAAGAAGAAGAAGAAGACUCCACAUGGUUGCCUUUGUGUGUACGUUGGACCUGAGAGGCAAAGAUUUGUAAUCAAGAUAAAGAUCGCGAACCACCCUUUGUUCAAGACGCUUUUGGAUGCUGCUGAGAGAGAAUAUGGUUACAGAAACGACGGUCCCUUAUGGCUCCCCUGCGACGUUGACUUGUUCUGUGAGGCAUUGAGGGAGAUGGAGACUGGCCAAGAGGAUAUGGGUUGCACCUUUCCUAUGGGUCAGAGCCACAGGCAUAGCCCCACUUCAGUUCUAUACAGUCCAUUGUCUUAUUCUUCUAACCCGAGCUGUGAUGUUGAUUACGAGCUUUUCGGAUGGUAA
Abrus precatorius (Indian licorice) is the source of this 444-nucleotide messenger RNA. Its product is annotated as indole-3-acetic acid-induced protein ARG7-like. Bases 1 to 444 code for a protein of 147 amino acids. NCBI's taxonomy places the organism in Eukaryota, Viridiplantae, Streptophyta, Magnoliopsida, Fabales, Fabaceae. Gene Ontology annotation, biological process: response to auxin. The transcript has a single exon. The record is from RefSeq and is a predicted model, not a curated record.